AUGUUUCUAAGUUAUAAAUUACCUUCCUCAUCCUCUUCUUCCUCUUCUGCUUCCGUCUCUACCUCAACCUCCUCCAGAAUAACUAACAUACCUUCUAAUAAGGACCAAGAUCACAACAAUUCAAUAAAAAUUAAUCUCGAAAACAACAGAAUAACAAAGCGAUUUACAAAUAGUCAGGCAAACAAAGUAUCCUUCUCUGUUGGAUCAAGUUCAAGAAACCCCUUUGCUUGUGAAAGAUGCAAAAAAUUAAAGAUUAAAUGUGUCCCAGUUGAUAAAGAUCAACCAUUUGGAGAUUGCAAAAAAUGCAAAGAACUAAAAAAACACUGCAAAAUAGAUUUUUCAAAAAGAAAAAGAUUCCAAAAAAAAUUUAAAAAAUUUGAAAAUAUCAUCUUUACUGAUCAAGAUAAACUUUCAUCCUGUUUAAAUUCAACAACAUUUUCAGCAUCACCGGCAUCCUUUAAUUCUUCCAAAUCUCCUCUACUAUCUAGUAAUACUCACUUUGAAACAAAAGAUGCUCAAGUUUUUAAAGAAAAACUGCAAGUUCCGGCAGAAACAUCAUUUCAAAAUCAGCUACAAAACCAACCUUUAAAUGCUCAAUUAAAUCAGCUCAAUAUUGUGUCUGAUAUUUUUCAAAAAAAAACAAUUACAAUGGACUUUCUUCAUGAAACUGAUACUUUAAUUAAUGAAAAUUCAACAAUGGCUCUGGACUUUCAACUUUCUGGUUCAACUUCCAAUAAAAUUGAUCUGUACUAUCAUAGGAAUCACGAAAUUUUGGAUGAAUUUAAUGGCUUAUCAAAUAGGUAUAAAUUCAGUGAAAACCCCUUUAUUCUUGUGAAUGAUCUAACAAUUAAAAACGACUUGGUAUCAUCAAAUAUUAUAUCAUUGGAUGAAGCUAUAGCAAGAUUGGAUUAUUUCAAGAAUGUCAACUCUAAAAAUCACUUAUCACAUUCAAAUUCUAUAAUUUCCAUACCACAAAUUACAAUAAAGGAAUUUAGAGAACAUUAUCCAAUACUUUUCCUAACCAUCAUGUCAAUAACUUCAAAACUAAUUUUAAAUAGAAGGUUUCAAAAAAACAAAAAAUCCAUCAAUUUAAAUAAACCUAUCAUUGAAAAACAAUUUUUAAUUCAGUUAUACCAUUAUUCUCAUAUAACUCAAGAAGUUCUAUCCAAAGGUCGAAAGACACUUGAAUUAUUAAAAUCUUUACUUUUAACAGUAAACUGGUUCAAUGACUCUGAUUUAUAUUCUCGAGUGAAAACUCAUUUCUUUUUAAAUUUAUUAAACUCAAUGGUAUUAGAUUUAGGUUUGGAUAAAGAUAAAAAUGUUGGACCUAAAUUACAUUUACACAAUUGUUCAAAUUAUUUGAAAACAAUGGUAAUAUUGAACCAAGUAGAAACUGAUGAAUGCAGAAAAAUUUUAGUCCACGCUUAUAUAUAUUCAUUUAGUUAUUCAAUGUUUUCUCAAAGACCCAAUUUAUUGUCUUGGUCAAAUUAUAUAAAUCAAACUUGCCAAUUCUUACAGAAUUCAUCUGAAGAUUUAAAUAUUAAUUUGGGUUCCUUAUGUUCAAUUGUUCAUUUAGUUGAACUUUGUCUUUUCAAAUUAUAUCCUAAUAAAAAUUACAAUGACUCAACUAGUCGAGCUAAGGGAAUACAUUGCAAUGUUGAUAUUGAUAUUGAUAUCGAUGAUUACGAUUAUUAUUUAACACGGAAAUCUGAAUUGACAACCUCAUAUAAUAAUACUUUUCUGAAUAACAUUAGCAAAAAUAAAGAAAUUUUAAUGCAUUUUCUAAAAAAAAUCGAUCGAAUCUCUGAAUUUAAUCACAAUCAAACUUUUGAGUUUCAAAAUACCUAUUACGUUUGUUUAUUAUUUUUGUAUGAAAAUUGUAUUCUUAAUCCUGUCAUUACUAUAAAAAGAAGUUAUCAGCUUGGUUUAAAAAAUUUGGCAAGACGUAAAAAAAUAAGCCCAUUUAUUAUUAAAGUAUUGGAAAAUUGUCAUGGAUAUACCACUUUAAUAAUACAUUCAUUUCUCAAGUUAGAUUCUACUAGUUUAAUGAUAUUGCCACUUAUGUGUUUUCCUCAAUUAAUUUAUGCUGUUGGAUUCUAUUUAAAAUUGCACUUAAUUGGGGUCUUUUUACCUAAUAAUAUUAAACCAAAAUUUUGCAAAAUGCAUAAUAAUGCUAAUCUGGACGUUAAAACCUAUUGUGUCAAUAUUGUUCAAAGAUUGAUUCGAAAAUUUUCAGAUAACAUUAAAAAAUUUACAUUUCCGAGUUUUUUAAUAAAAUUUAAUUAUAUAUUAUGUUUGUUAUUAAAACAUUAUAGAAUUUCUCUAAAUAAUAAACCAGAAGAUUUUAAUGAUCACUUGAUAAAAAAUAUUUUACCGGAUACACCAAAACAAACGAAUUCAGCAAAUGAUAAUAAUAAUAAUAAUAAUAAAGAAGCCAAUAAUUCUCGAAAUUAUAAAAGCCAAAAACCUGAAAAUUUUAUAGCAAAAGACGUCAUUCCAAAACAAAACACCAAUAUAUCAAAUAAUAUUUCAGAUCAAAGCUUUGUCAUUGUUGAUAAAAAUGUAAGAAGCGCAGUUCAUGCUCCCUAUCAGGAUCCUAAUCUGAGCAUUAUAAUUUCCGGGUUGAACCAAAACAUAAAUCAACAUGAUAGUUUGAAUUCAAACAAAAAGCUGAAUGUAAAUUUGAAUGAAAAUGCAAUUCAAAGUGCCAAUCAAGGUGUUAAUCAAACUAUGAACCAAAAUAUAAACGCGAAUAUAAAUGAGGAUAUUGAUCAGAAUAUGAAUGAAAUUAUUCAUACCAACAUUAGUCAAAGCAUGGACCAAAACACCAAUCAAAACAUAAAUCAAUUUAUAAAUCAAAACAUGAAUCAAAAUGUUCAAAGUAUAAAUCAAAUUUUUGAUCAAGAUCAUCAAGAUUUCCAUCAAAAUCAAAAUAAUCAAAAUAAUGAACAUAUUGAUAUAAAUUUUAAUAAUAAUUUUAGUAUUGAUUUAAAUACUGAUUUAAAUACUGAUCUUGAUAACAAUUUUAAUGUUAAUUUUGAUACUGACUUUGGUAACAAUUUCAAUAAUAAUUUCAAUACUGAUUUUAGCUCUAAUGUCAAUCAAGACUUUCGUCAAAUUUUUAAUCAAAAUAUCAAUGAGAACAUCAGUGAAAACUUCAAUCAAUAUAAUAUUCAAAACCAAAACCAAAACCAAAACCAGAACCAUAAUAAUUAUGAUAAUUAUAACUUUAUAAGUUUUGAUGAACUAAGUAAUUAUGGUAUAUUUAAAGAUUACUAUUUUGGAUUAUAA
This is a messenger RNA of Ascoidea rubescens DSM 1968, 3291 nucleotides long. It is a transcript of the gene WAR1, whose product is annotated as War1p. Gene Ontology annotation, molecular function: zinc ion binding; DNA-binding transcription factor activity, RNA polymerase II-specific; transcription cis-regulatory region binding. Gene Ontology annotation, cellular component: nucleus. The transcript has a single exon. Gene Ontology annotation, biological process: regulation of DNA-templated transcription. Bases 1 to 3291 code for a protein of 1096 amino acids. NCBI's taxonomy places the organism in Eukaryota, Fungi, Ascomycota, Saccharomycetes, Ascoideales, Ascoideaceae. The record is from RefSeq and is a predicted model, not a curated record.